This is a messenger RNA of Sciurus carolinensis (gray squirrel), 2228 nucleotides long. RefSeq names its product family with sequence similarity 76 member A (gene Fam76a). The record is from RefSeq and is a predicted model, not a curated record. NCBI's taxonomy places the organism in Eukaryota, Metazoa, Chordata, Mammalia, Rodentia, Sciuridae. The transcript is spliced from 10 exons. Bases 119 to 1174 code for a protein of 351 amino acids.
GCUAGCCCGCCCUCCUGCCGCAGCCCGCAGCCUGCCGCCACCACCAGGUUGUGCCUCAGACUGUCAGAUAAAGCGGCGGGCCGGGCCCGCGGGGCGGUGAGCACGGCCCGGGCCGGACAUGGCGGCGCUCUACGCCUGCACCAAGUGCCACCAGCGCUUCCCCUUCGAGGCGCUGUCUCAGGGGCAGCAGCUGUGCAAGGAAUGUCGGAUUGCACACCCAGUUGUGAAGUGCACCUACUGCAGGACUGAGUACCAACAGGAGAGCAAAACCAAUACAAUUUGCAAGAAAUGUGCUCAGAAUGUGCAAUUAUAUGGAACGCCCAAACCUUGCCAGUAUUGCAACAUAAUUGCAGCAUUUAUUGGCAAUAAAUGUCAGCGUUGCACAAAUUCAGAGAAGAAGUAUGGACCACCAUAUUCUUGUGAGCAGUGCAAGCAGCAGUGUGCAUUUGACAGGAAAGAUGAUAGAAAGAAGGUAGAUGGGAAAUUGCUGUGCUGGUUGUGCACACUUUCAUACAAACGUGUUCUCCAGAAGACCAAAGAGCAAAGGAAGCACCUGAGCAGCUCUUCUCGUGCAGGCCACCAGGAGAAGGAACAGUACAGCCGCCUGAGUGGUGGCAGCCAUUAUAACAGCCAGAAAACACUUUCUACAUCUUCAAUUCAAAAUGAAAUCCCAAAGAAAAAAUCCAAGUUUGAUUCAAUCACAACAAAUGGAGACAGCGAUGCUUCCUCUUACGAGCUGCUUUGUCCUAAUAUCCAGAGCGCCCCGUCCGUGUUGGUGCAGUGGGCUGCUUCCCAACAGAGUCUUGGGGUCAACCAUUUUCCUGUUCCUCCAGGCCUGGGCAUCUUGAACUUUUCCCCAGACCUGGCUCUGGAUUCACCAGGCACUGACCACUUUGUCAUCAUUGCUCAACUAAAAGAAGAGGUAGCUACUCUGAAGAAGAUGUUGCAUCAAAAGGAUCAAAUGAUCUUAGAGAAAGAAAAAAAGAUUACAGAAUUGAAGGCUGAUUUUCAGUACCAGGAAUCUCAGAUGAGAGCCAAAAUGAACCAAAUGGAGAAAACUCACAAAGAAGUCACAGAACAAUUGCAGGCCAAAAAUCGAGAACUCCUGAAGCAGGCAGCUGCCUUGUCCAAGAGCAAGAAGUCUGAGAAGUCAGGAGCCAUAACCUCCCCAUGACAGACCACAGGAGGCUCCUCAGCAACAGCGAUGGGCUCAUCCUGGGUUAGGGUUGGAGACCUGGCUGUUCUCUGGGAAUUGCAAACUUUCUUAAGAAAUCUCUAUUUUAUUACAGUUAUCCUUCUUUGUGCGAUUGCAGUGAGCUGAAUGGAAACACCUAGUUUGUGCUGUGUUGACUGCAUGCUUGAGUGUUUGGGAUUUCAGGUUUGUUCUCCUUCCCUUUCUCUCACACUGCUCCUUUCUGUGUUUUUCUUCCUCCUCUACCACCUCCUUCUCUCUUCUCUCCCUUCCCUUCCCUUCUUCUCUGUGUAUUUUGGUUCUACUCUUUUUUUUGUGGUGGUCACUGCUCAGUGUUAUGUGCAGAGUGAUUUUUUUAUGUCCAUACCCAUGAGCAAAUAGUUUGGUAUUAAUUGUAUAUCACUGCCACCCUCUAACUUUAAAAACUGCCACCUUUUGGUACAAUGAGAGAGGCUUUCUCUCUCCAAUAAACCUUUUGCUUCAGGGUAUACUUUUGGGUUUUUUUCCAGGUAUAUUAUGUAUGAACUUUGUACUAUGUAUAGCCAGAGUUUUAUUUAUUUUUUAAAAAAGAAACUUUUUCUUGAUAAAGGAAUAAUGGUAGCCUAGCUAGUUGUUCUUGUAAAAGCGAUGCCUCUUGGGGAAAAAAAAAAAAAAAGUCCUAUUCUCUAGCUUUUAGUAAAUGAAUCAGAUCUCUUUCUUGUUACCUUAGAGUCUUAAAAACCAAUUGCUAAGGUGAAAUAUUUCAAUGUAUAAGUAUGGAGUUAAGUGCCUUUUGGAGGAUUUCUUGGAAGAACAUUCAAGGAGAUACUUAAGGGAGAUUGCAAAGAUUUUAAACAGUCUGUCUUUUUAAGUAAGGGCAGAAAGAAAGGUUGUCCAGGUUAUACUGGACACUUCCCUCCCCCACCCCUUUCCUUAUUCUUUUAUGUAAUUGAUUUUAAAUUCUCACACUGCCACUUCUUUAAAAAAAAAAAUACCCUUUACUUAUAUCACUUGUCAUACUGGGCUAUUAUUGUCUGAAAACAUUUUUCUUUAACAG